Aricia agestis (brown argus) is the source of this 930-nucleotide messenger RNA. RefSeq lists its product as uncharacterized. The record is from RefSeq and is a predicted model, not a curated record. The coding region runs from base 51 to 557 and encodes 168 amino acids. Lineage: Eukaryota; Metazoa; Arthropoda; Insecta; Lepidoptera; Lycaenidae. The transcript is spliced from 4 exons.
UACAAUUAGCUGGUAACAGUUGUAACACAAGUGUGUGUUUAGCUGGUAAAAUGUGUCUACCGCUGGCUACCUGCUGCUUCUGCAUAAGCUUGGACGUUGGCUCCAAAAUCAUAUCGAUUUUAAAUCUUGUGUUCUCAACGCUGACGGUGGUGGUGUACGGGAGCGCGGCGCUGCUGCCGCACGUGGCGGAGUCGCGGCGCGUGGUGUACGCGGCGGUGGCGGCGGCCGCCAUGCUGCACCUGCUCGCUGGCGCCGCGCUCGCGUACGGCACCUGCCGGAAGAAGCCUAGCUACCUCCUCCCGUGGGCGAUCGUGGCGUGCGUGUCGGGGGCGGCGCUGACCGGCCUGGCGGUGCUGGGCGCGGCGCUGCUGGUGACGGGCGUGAGGAACACGGAGGUCAGCACCAUGGUGUCAGUGUACUUCGUGCAGGGAGUGAUGCUGUACUACCUGUCGUCGGUGGUGAGCAGCAGACGGCAGGAGAUAAUCCGGGAGGACAGCACGGAGUCCGCCGAGCGACUCAUGAGGAGAUACCACGGGGCUUACAAGUUUGCCGUAUAACAACCUGCGUGGGGACGCGUCACGCGCGAAGCACUGGAAAUUUGUACAUUUAACAUUGAUCUACUAUCGGAGCCUCACAUGCACGGUAGACCUAGGUACUUAAUUUGGUCGGGUUUAAUUUUAAUCGUAAUUUAUGUUAGUCGUAAUUCUUCGGCUAGGUUUAACAAAAAGCGACCAAUUUGAACGUGUUUCGUGGCCAGACUACAGCAACUGACGACUAACAACGCAGCUUAGUGUUGACGACAACAAUGGAUCUCAAAUCUCAAUUCUCGCGAGUCGAGAGUAAAAAGUGAAUAUUACUCUUACUAUGGCUCACGAGGGCACGACUCAUGUCGAGUGUAAUUAAAUUUUUGAAUUGUAAUUAAUUAAAUAA